AUGAAUUGGCCAAGUUGUGAUCACCUCUUUCAUCAAGAUUGUGUGGGAGAAUGGCGCAAUCGAAAUGAAACUUGUCCUCUCUGCCGAGGAAAAGACGAAAAGUUGAUUGAAGAAAAUGCUGCUCAUAGAGCUCAAAGAAACGAGGAAGAGAGUGCUGAUGAAGCAAGAAGUGCGCGUAUCAUGGAACACUUUAGGCGUCGAUUGUUGCAGAUUGGAACCCCAAGCAAUGCACUGGAAGAGAUAGAAGUAGCUCGUUUGACACGUUUAUUUCAAGCAAGAGAGAACGCAUAUGAUCUGACUCUCAGCGAUCUUGGGACAAUGGAUCAGGCUCAAAUGCCUGCACCAGUGAGUUGA
This is a messenger RNA of Puccinia graminis f. sp. tritici CRL 75-36-700-3, 354 nucleotides long. RefSeq lists its product as uncharacterized. Gene Ontology annotation, molecular function: zinc ion binding. Bases 1 to 354 code for a protein of 117 amino acids. The transcript is spliced from 2 exons. The record is from RefSeq and is a predicted model, not a curated record. Lineage: Eukaryota; Fungi; Basidiomycota; Pucciniomycetes; Pucciniales; Pucciniaceae.